AUGGAGGAGAUGGAGUGUCACGCCAUCGAGAACAAGAUUCACACUAUCGACCUCCGCAAUUCCGCCGUUAAUGCAUUCUCAAUAAGGCAUAUUUUAGCUAGUUUCCCGUCUCUACGCCACUUUUCAGCUGAGCUACAUAAUCCCUACCUUUGGAAACCACGAGAAAAUGUACAAGGCAAUGUGGUUUAUGACGAGUACGAGUGGGAAUUUGACUCUGCCGAGUUUGGUACUGUCCUAACAAAACAUGGACGAUGUCUUGUCGAGCUCAGAUUGGACACAUGGCAGUACUAUGACGACGACUGGGAGGAUAUGUCAAGGACCCUCGGAUCGCUUACUUGGAUCCCUCUUCGCAAGCUAGAGAUUGAGCUGCACGAGCUUGUUCACUGUAUCAAGAAUCUAGGCAAUCAUGAGAUCGAAGUUCUCAUGAGUGUUCUCCCUCUAGAGCUCGAGGAGCUGACCAUUCUGGGCCCAAAAAGGGAUAUCUUGACUGGGAUUAAAUCUUUUCUGCGUAACUGCAUGAGUAGGCCGCUUCGGGUGGUAAACUUGAAGAUGAUUGACUCGUCCCCUCUCGACGAGAGCGAAACGGAAGAAAUUGAUGGUUGGAUUACGACACAAGACUGCGGGUAUACACGAAUCGCUGCUGGCCGUGAAUUCGUUCUAUCUGUGUCCUUUGUUAAGGUAUGCGUUCCGCACUCGACAUACGCCGAAACGAAGCUUUAG
Clonostachys solani is the source of this 720-nucleotide messenger RNA. The record is from the annotation of a GenBank genome assembly. Lineage: Eukaryota; Fungi; Ascomycota; Sordariomycetes; Hypocreales; Bionectriaceae.